UAUGUGAGAAACACAUGUCUAGCAAUUUUUUUAAUCAAAACAAACCGCAUAUUUGUGAAAAAGUGUUUAUAAAUAAUCGUAAAUAAAACUUAAAUGGGUGUGCGCGGACUCACCGGCUAUAUAGCACGUUAUGCGGAGCAGUAUUUGUUGCCAUACGAACUGCACGACUGUAAUCUAGUCAUCGAUGGUGAUAGUUUAUCUUGCAACUUCUACAGAGAUGUUUCUGGCACUUGUUCUGCCUUCGGUGGAGACUAUGAUGAUUUCUAUCGUGCAAUCGUGGAAUUCUUUCAAGUCCUUGCCGAAUGCAACAUCGAACCUUAUGUACUAAUGGAUGGCGGCUAUGAAAGGCGUAAACUGCGCACAGCUGGCAAACGGCUGAGAGGCAAAAUUGCGGUCAUCAAACGUAUCAAUCCUUGUGGUUCAGGGGCUGUUUUUCCUCUAUUAAUGAAGGAAGUAUUUGUGGAUGCAGCUCGUGACUGCGGUGUGCCCGUGAUGCGCUGCAUAUUCGAAGCCGAUGAUGAACUGGCAACGCUUAGUCGAAAGUUAGGCUGCCCUGUGCUUACUUAUGACUCCGACUUCUAUAUAUACAACGUUCAAUAUAUCCCACUUAUUACAUUGACUGUUAAAGCGCACACCAAGCGUGUGGUUGAGAAAAAGGAGAAAAUUUUACCCGAGCGUAAGUUGCGCAAAAACGAAGCCAAACGUGUGGAAAAACUUACAAAAGCAAACCGCAUUGUGGGCGACAUACAAGUCAACAAUGUGGAAAGACGUGCACCGAAAAAGGGCCAAACCUACAAGUUCUUGGAUUGUUGCAUAUACCGCAUUGAGCAUUUAAUAGCGCGACGCUCGCUUUGUAAAGAAAAACUGCCACUUUUCGCCGCUCUACUGGGCAACGAUUAUAUAGCGCGUUCUAGUUUUAAAAACUUCUUUGCCGCUGGUAUGGGGAAAAUUGGACGUAGUCGCAAGGUACAACGACAACAAAAAAGAAUUCAAGUAAUAUUGCAGUGGUUGAAGGAUGAGACUGUAGAGUCGGCACUAAGGAAAAUUUUAAGCCGUUUACGCAAGUUAGAACGAGAGUCGCUGUUGCAACAAGUGAACACUGCCAUCAGUGGCUAUUCUAAUGAAAAAUGUCAUUCGUAUGAUUUUUUUGUCAAUAAAUACGAAAACGCAUUUCAAAGGUACCCGCCAAAUCAACUCGAGGAUGCUAAUGAGGAAAAAAGCGAAGAAAUUGAAGUUGAUGAAGAUGAUGUAGACGACGUCGAUGAUACCGAAAACAGCAGCACAGCAGGCGAUGAGAUAAUCGAAGAGGAAGACAGUGGAGAUGUAACUGACAGUGAAGAGAACACCGAUCUUGAAGAUGAAGAGAAUAAAGACGACAAGUCAAAAGAUGACAAUAAUGCUACUGAAGAAGAUAAUGAACUCGAUAGUGACGACGAUGAAAGUAGUGACAAAACAUCACAAUUUCCCAACUGGUUCCUGCAGAAACUCUAUCCCGCGCAUUUGCCACGAUACUUUGUGGAUCUUGUACACCUCCGCAAAUACAUGAACAACCCACAAAUUGAACAUUUCCCAUAUAAUGAUUGCAAUGAAAUUGCAUUGCCAAUAUUGAUCUAUAAUUUUACGCUUUUAAACAGCGUAAGCGAGGAGGAUACCGAACCCCAGCUGGAUGAUAAUGGUGAACCACUGCCUAUUGAAUUUACAUAUAUGGCACGCAGACCUAGAGUUACAGAUAUACAGUAUACGCGCUAUGCCAUGAUAAGUGAAACUAAAUUUGAAUUUACUCCCGAAAAUCCCGAUCCACUGCUCUUUCGGAAUGUGUUCAGAGAUAAAAUGCCUUACUUAGACGCCGACAAGUUAUUUGAAAAAGUCCAGCUACUACCAAAAGACUUGCAGGUGUAUUUCCUAGCGAUCGUUUAUUGGUUGCAUAAAUCACAAAAUUGUGAUAUUGUGCAUCUUCAUGCGUUGCUUAUUUGCGUGGUUGUACUGCGCACAAUCGACUCAAAAAUACCGGCCGAACGUGAUAUUCGAGAAUUUCAAAAACGUUUUGGUAAAAUCGUGAAAAAGGAAAGAAUUGUGCGGGACACAGAUGCGCUAAAAGGCAAAACGCGAACGAUUAGAGAAGAUCUAUUGUCGAUUUCUAUACCAGAACGUAAUGAGUUUAUACCGAAAUCCGAUUGCUAUCUCGUUAUGGACAAUCUGCUCAAACAUUUUCAUAUGCAGGAUAUUUUUAAAAGAAAAUACGAUACAUAUUCAACAACAAUUUUGCAUGCAUUCGCCGAAUUUCAAUCGAUUGUCUUCCAAUUGUAUGGUCUCAAUGGACUGCUCGACCUGCCCUACGAACCACCAAAAAUGGGUCAACUGUUCUGUGGCGUCUUCAUUUACAAUAUUUAUGAUUUGCUAAAGUCACGCGCCGACAUUAUUUAUCAUGUGCGGAAUUUCAUUUUUCACGAUUCACAAAUGAUGUACGAUUUCUAUGAAUACCUCUGGCUAUGGUGCGAUGAGUUUGUGCCACAUUGGAAACGGCCGGUUGUACAAUCAACGACGCAGGUAGUAAGUAAGAAAGUAUUGAAGAAGAAGCGACAAGCAGCGCGUAAACUGGCGGCAGCACAGGAGAAUGUAGAUCCUAAUUUGGAUAUGGUGGAUCGGAGCGGCAGUGAAGAUGGCGUGGCUGCCGAGGAGUUCUUCGACUUAAAUAAUAAAUUUUGUACAUUUCUUAAAGUGAAGUAAUAAAGAAAAUUUUAUUGUAAUUUGAAACAAUUAUGACGGUACUCAUGAAUUUCUAAAUGAACAUUACACAAUCGAUGGCCAGAUAAGAACGACAGGA
This is a messenger RNA of Anastrepha obliqua, 2824 nucleotides long. It is a transcript of the gene ast, whose product is annotated as protein asteroid. The transcript has 2 exons. The record is from RefSeq and is a predicted model, not a curated record. The coding region runs from base 94 to 2727 and encodes 877 amino acids. Lineage: Eukaryota; Metazoa; Arthropoda; Insecta; Diptera; Tephritidae.